AGUAAAGACGCUAGUCACUCGCUUCAUGCUUGGCGGCCAUGUCUGAAGCCUGCUUGGACCUUUGAAAGUUCGUGUUGUGCUAUUCUUUGUUGUAUAAAAAAGACAGUGGUUUUAGUUCCGUAAAAGACAAUGAAUUUGUGACUAUAUAAAUUGACUAUGAACUGUGUUAAAUGUGGAGUGUUUUAUAUUUUCAAGCAAAUCGAUAAAAUUUGCUUCUGCAGAAGUAACUCCAACAUCGUAUUUUUAGUUCAUCCGCCAUAUUGGCGUUAAUAUAUCUUCGUUCCGAAAACGAAAUAGUUAAAAAUUGUCGCCUAAGUAAUUUAACACUGCAUAUGUAUAUAGAAGGUCUAGAAAUAAUUUAAAUGAACAAAAUGAGGUAUACCUAGGUGCAUUUGCACCACAUUAUAUUAUGAUAGAAUGGUUUUAUGUUAUAAGAGGAUAUAGCUGAUGCCUCUUAGCCAGAGAUUGGAUGAACCUCUCGUUACUAUUGAGAUUGCAGACUCCAGCACAAUGCAACAGGCAGUCGAUCCCCUUGCUACAACUAGCACUCCGUCGGCGGAGCCUGUCAAUGGCGCGUCCUCGGAGGAUACACCACGCCGUCAAGGUCGGAUGACUAAUCAACUACAGUUCCUUCAAAAGAAUGUUAUAAAAGCAGUCUGGAAACAUAAAUUUGCAUGGCCAUUUCACCAACCGGUCGAUGCCAAAAAAUUGAACCUACCUGAUUACCACAAAAUCAUAAAAAAACCUAUGGAUUUAGGUACAAUCAAAAAACGUCUUGAGUCAAACUACUACUAUUCAGCUCAAGAAUGUAUUCAAGAUUUCAAUACUAUGUUCACUAAUUGCUAUGUUUAUAACAAACCGGGUGAAGAUGUGGUUGUGAUGGCUCAAACAUUAGAAAAAUUAUUUCUUAAUCGGAUUGCGCAAAUGGACAAGGAGGAGAAGGAGAUAGAGAUGCCAUCAAACAGCGGGAAAGGAGGAGUGAAGAAGCGUACUGGAGGCUCGAGCGGGGGUGUGGUGGCGAGUGCGGCGGGAGCAGGUGCGGGUGCGGGGCCGGGCGCCGGGGCGCCAGCGGGCGCGGCGCUGGGCGCGCGCGCCUCCGUCAAGCCUGCCCCGCCCGCGCCGCACCCCCCCGCUUUUGUGGGCUCCACCAACACCACCACCACGCCCACGCUCACCGCGCCCGCCGUCACCCCGCCCGCCACGCACACCGGACUGCCGCAACAGGUUGCAACUCAACCUUCAAAUUUCCAUGUAUCACAAGCUGCUGCACAACCGGUAUCUACAAUACCAGCCGUUACAUUAUCACAAACCCAACCUGCCAAGGUUAAAAAAGGAGUUAAAAGAAAAGCUGAUACUACGACGCCUAUGGGUAGUUCAUUUGAAGGUGGCUAUACGACUCCUACCAUUGAGCAACAGAGUGGACCUAAACCUGCCAAAAUUUCUACCAGAAGAGAAAGUGGAAGACAGAAAAAAGCGGGCCGGGUGGGGGACGACGUGUUCAAGAUGGGCGGGCUGUCGCCCGGCGUAGGCGCGGCGGGCGCGUCGCACCACGCCGCGCUCACGCCGCAGAUGGCGAAGAGCAAGGAGAAGCUCUCCGACGCGCUCAAGAGCUGCAACGAGAUCUUGAAGGAGCUCUUUUCCAAGAAACACUCGGGUUAUGCGUGGCCGUUUUAUAAACCGGUCGAUGCCGAGUUACUCGGUUUGCAUGACUAUUUUGAUAUUAUUAAAAAACCUAUGGACCUCGGGACCGUAAAACAGAAAAUGGACAAUAGAGCUUAUAAGACGGCAGCCGAGUUCGCAGCGGAUGUACGACUAAUAUUCACAAAUUGCUACAAAUAUAAUCCUCCUGAUCACGACGUUGUUGCAAUGGCCCGAAAAUUGCAAGACGUCUUCGAAAUGAGGUAUGCCAAGAUUCCUGAUGAACCAAGUCAUGUUGGAGUACCUCACAUGGAUAAAGGUAGUUCAGCUUCUAGUUCAGAAUCAGGGUCCGAAUCAGACUCAGAAUCAGACGAUUCAGAGGAAGAACGAAACAAUAAAGUAAAAUUAUUAGAAAAAGAACUUCUUGCACUUCAGGAGAAAAUGCGAAAGCUUGUCGAAGAGUCUAAUAAUAAGAAGAAAGCCAAAAAGAAAAUGAAAGAUAAACAGAAAAAGACGGUAGCAAAUAGUGCCAUCCCUAAAGCCAAUGCUGUUGCAGGAUAUAGUGCAAAAGCAAACAAUAUAGGUGACAAUUUGGUUGUGAACGUAUCGUACGUUUUCGCAGCGGUGGGCGGCGUCCGCGGCAAGACCGGCAGCAAGCGCGGCGCCGGCGCGGCAGGCGGCGGGCCGGCGGGCGGCGCGGGCAAGGCGGCGGCGCGCGCGCCCGCCAAGAAGAAGAGCUCCACGCCCACCGCCGCGCCGCCGCACCACGCGCCCGCGCACCACGCGCACCACGCGCACCACGCGCACCACGCGCACGCUGACACCGACGACGAGGACCUCGCCAAGCCCAUGUCCUACGACGAGAAGCGCCAGCUCUCGCUCGACAUCAACAAGCUGCCCGGCGAUAAGCUUGGCAAAGUAGUACACAUUAUUCAAAGCAGAGAGCCUUCGCUGCGAGAUUCAAAUCCGGAUGAAAUCGAAAUCGAUUUCGAAACGUUAAAACCAUCUACGCUUAGAGAGUUAGAAAACUAUGUGGCAUCAUGUCUUCGAAAGAAAACACAUCGAAAAGUAUCUGGUAAAUCUAAAGACGAGCAGAUGGCUGAAAAGAAGCAGGAAUUAGAAAAAAGAUUACAGGAUGUAUCAGGCCAAUUAGGAAGUAAUAAAAAGCAACAACCUAAAAAAGAGGGCUGCAAGGAGGGGCUCGGCGGUGGUAUGUCCUCGUCGUCUAGCUCGUCCGACUCGUCCAACUCGUCGUCCAGCACCGACACCAGCUCGUCGGACAGCAGCGACAGCGAAGCAGGUACGAGUGCCGGAAAACCUUCCAAGAAGAAAGUCAAGAAGCAGGCUCAACACGUUCCUUCGCAAAGCAAGCAGGCCCCGCCCGUGGUGGCGCCAGUGGUCGCGCCGGCCGCGGCCGCCGAGCCGCCGCGCGCCGAGCCCGCGGCCCCGGCGCCCGCGCCGCCGCCCGCGCCCGAGCUGAAGCUGCCGCCCGCGCCCCCCGCGCCCGCGCCCGCGCCCGACGCCGGCGCCCCGCAGCCGAGGGACGCGGACGCUCUCAAGCCGUCGGUGAAGACUGAGCCGCGGAACGGUCUCGACAAGGUGGACGCUUCUCAGUACAUCGAUCCCCUCGAGCGCUCGCUGGCCAGUCUGGAGCGAAGCCUGCAGGCGGACGUGCCGAUGGACGUUAGCGUCGGCGCGUCCGAGUCGUCGAUGCGACUCGAAGAGUUUGCUCUGCCGAAGCCGUCGAUCGUCCCGGAUGCGGUGCAUCACAAUUUGAUGGCUCAACUCGGAGGUCUGACCGGGGGCGACGUGACGCACGUCUCCGAGCAGAUCAAGAAUGAGCUGUACCCUUCGCCCCAUAACGGAUUCGUAGAAAAGAGUACGCCGCUGGAGCGCGAGAUGCUUAGGCCCGAUAUGAAUCCUAACAUACCUUGUUUAACGACGGCACCUCCGGUUUCUUCAAUAUUCGACCCCGUGUACUCUGCGCCUCAUACGCACCCUGUUUCGGCACAGUCGCAUCUCAACAUCCCGAAUGCUCAAAAUUUGAUACCACCUGUGGUCAAAAAAGAGGAAGUAAAACCACUGUUAACCCCGAAACCCAUCGAAGAUUUAAUGGGAGUACCGAACAUAGUUAGCAACAGUAUGACGGAUAGAGUCAAGUACGAGCUGGAUAAAAAAGUAGAAGAUAAUAAAAAUUCUAAUUUUGCUCAAGCUUUUAAACUUAAACAAGAGCAGAAUUUGAAGAAUGCUAGUUCUUGGUCGUCUUUGGCUCAAGCAGGAAGUCCACAAAAUGUACCAAAUAUAGGUAUCAAUAAUCAAAUAAAACAAAAACCGGUCAUGGAUAGUUUUCAAGCUUUUAAAAAACAAGCUCGCGAAAAGAUUGAUCGACAAAGAGCUUUGAUAGAACAACAAGAAUUAAGGAGGAAGGAACAAGCUGAAAGAGAAAGACAGCGUCAGGAAACAGAGAGGCGGCAUCCCGAAGAUGAUAAAAUGAGGGUGGGGGUGAGCGCGCGCAAGGCGGAGAGCGCCGAGGUGUCGUCGCCGGCCGUGUCGCCCGUGGCGCGCGGCUCGCCGCCCGCCGCGCCCGCCGCGCCGCCCGCGCCCGCCGCGCCCGACAAGCCGCCCGCCUCCGAGCGCGACCGCCUGCGCCAGCGCGAGCAGGAGCGCCGCCGCCGGGAAGCGAUGGCUGGCCAGAUAGAUAUGAAUAUGCAGAGUGACUUGAUGGCAGCGUUCGAAGAAUCGUUGUAAUUCAUUACGCAGACGUUACUUUAGUUGUACAUAUGAGUAUAUAAAAUUAAUAUUAAUGUCAAUGCAAUCUAAGUGGUGAUAAUCUGACGCCGGAGUGACUUUGUGAUUGUUUUGUGUGUGAAAUCGUUGACUAACAUGUGGUUAAGUGCUGUGAAUAGAUAUACAUAUUAUAAAUUAAACUGUUAUAUCAUUGACUCGAUUUGGUUGCUUACUAUAGGCCUUUACGAGAGGGUUGCAUUUUAAAAUAAAUUGUAUUAUAAUAAGUUUGUAUGCAAGUUCUUGAUGUAAACUCUCUUUACAUUCGUAAGCCUAUGAUAUAUUUAUAUUUUGUUCUAGAAGCGUCUUCUACCUUUCUGAACUUGUUUUAUAGUAUGUACUAAUAAAGAGCAUGGUAGUAAUCGAAAUUUGGAAAAAAUCAAAAAUGUUUUAUUUUAUGUAUUUGAUAAAUAGACAAUCAACUUUUAACCAUUAAAUCUGUUAUUCUUAAUGUUCUCACAUUGCAUAAUGGCAUCGUAAAACGUUGCGCGGAAAUGUUUUAUUCGGAUUUAUAAUUGUAGUAGAAUAAUUCUAAAAUUGUCCACAGUAAGCCACGAUGCAAUGAGAAAACAGUGUACGUUAUGUAUUUAAUAGUGAAUGGAAUUUCUGUUACGUGUUCGAUUUUCGAUAAAUAUUGCUUAAUGUUAGUAGGUUUUUUAUCUUUCUGUCAACAGUAAACAGAUCAAAUGUCAUACAUUUGAUUUGAAAAUAUAUUUAUUUUACAUUGAAAAUUGUCUUUUAUGUUUUGUAGUUAGUUAACUCCAGUGGGAAAUUUGUAAAAAAAGUAUUAUCGAAAUUCAACAUACUCAUAAGUUUGUGGUAUGAAUGAGUAAGUCAUACGAUACAGACCGAUAAAGAAGAAUUGUAUAUUAUUAAGCAAAUUUUAAUUUCAGCCAUCUUACCAGAUUUACGUCAAAAUGUAGAUAUAAAAUAAAAUAUAUUGACAUUCCAUAUUGUACUUUGUUGUUUAAAUUAGUGUAUAAUUUUUAACACGACAUGUAUUUAUAAAUUAUCUGAAACCACACAUUCUAAAUCGUACAGCCGCUAAAUAAAUCUUAUAUCUACGUUUAAAAUGAAAAA
Molecule: messenger RNA, 5502 nt
Organism: Melitaea cinxia (Glanville fritillary)
Lineage: Eukaryota; Metazoa; Arthropoda; Insecta; Lepidoptera; Nymphalidae
Product: bromodomain-containing protein 3-like
Exons: 22
Coding region: 448-4386 (1312 amino acids)
Biological process (GO): regulation of DNA-templated transcription; chromatin remodeling
Cellular component (GO): chromatin; nucleus
Source: RefSeq, a predicted model, not a curated record